Molecule: messenger RNA, 410 nt
Organism: Podarcis muralis (Common wall lizard)
Lineage: Eukaryota; Metazoa; Chordata; Lepidosauria; Squamata; Lacertidae
Product: metallothionein
Biological process (GO): intracellular zinc ion homeostasis; detoxification of copper ion; cellular response to copper ion
Cellular component (GO): nucleus; cytoplasm
Molecular function (GO): metal ion binding
Source: RefSeq, a predicted model, not a curated record
CCUUCCGGCUGCUUAUAAAUAUGCCGGCAGAGGCUGCCCUCAGGCCACACAUCUCCUCUUGCCUCGUUUAAUCCUCCGAUCUGUGAUCACUCCUGCAACUGCGAUGGAUCCUCAGGACUGCGCUUGCGCCACUGGUGGCUCUUGUUCCUGUGCCGGCUCCUGCAAAUGCAAAAAUUGCAAAUGCACUUCAUGCAAAAAAAGCUGCUGCUCUUGUUGCCCAGCUGGAUGCGCCAAAUGUGCUCAGAAUUGUGUCUGCAAAGAGCCACUGUCGGAUAAAUGCAGCUGCUGCACCUAAAAAUGCCGUUUGAAAAAAGGAGACAAUUUUCCUAUUUUGUAGUUGCUCUUUCAUACAGAUAAAAGGAAGAAAAAUGUGUUCAGAAAAAUAAAAGUAUUUCAAACUUGACAACUUU